UUUAAAUCAAAACGUAAUAUAGCAUCUGCCACUUUCGCUGUCCACGACAAUGGUGAUGCUUACAAUCUUGGUUGGAAUUCCGCUUCUUCUACUUGUUGAUGCUCACGUUUUUGACCGAGGAAUUGCAGAGAUGGGACCAAUACAAAGACAAGAUCGUUUAGCCGACCUCCUGAAAAAAGGAACAGUGUAUGUUGCCAGAACAGGGAGCAGUGAUCCGAAUUAUGAAGCUCCUGGAGUGAGAGUAGUCAAAAAGUAUCGCUUCACUCCCAGACUUCCAGGCCUGAACCAGCCACGCGUGAAAUACAUUACAUUGCCGGAUGACGAGAAACUUCGCGUUGCAAGACCAUGGACAACGCGCAUUUUGCCAGGGACCACUGAUGGUUUGUGGCCAAACUCACUCGACGAUACAAAUCUUGAAAGAUUGUUGAACGGAUAUGUAGUUCCCCUCCAAGAUUUCGAAACAUCGAGCUUCGAUCUUCCGGACGGCAGAGUUGUGCGUUGGGCUAAUGCGCAAGACAGAGAACGGAUGCCGAUAGAUGCUGAGCCUGCUCUCAUGCAAUUCGAUGAAAAUGCAAGAAGAAAUCCUGAGCUCUAUCACGAGUGGCUUGCGUGA
This is a messenger RNA of Cylicocyclus nassatus, 613 nucleotides long. The record is from the annotation of a GenBank genome assembly. Lineage: Eukaryota; Metazoa; Nematoda; Chromadorea; Rhabditida; Strongylidae.